This is a messenger RNA of Pyrus x bretschneideri (Chinese white pear), 606 nucleotides long. RefSeq names its product mediator of RNA polymerase II transcription subunit 15a-like. The coding region runs from base 148 to 606 and encodes 152 amino acids. Gene Ontology annotation, biological process: regulation of DNA-templated transcription. NCBI's taxonomy places the organism in Eukaryota, Viridiplantae, Streptophyta, Magnoliopsida, Rosales, Rosaceae. The record is from RefSeq and is a predicted model, not a curated record. Gene Ontology annotation, molecular function: transcription coregulator activity. The transcript is spliced from 3 exons.
CUCUCUCUUUCUCUCCCUCUCUCAUGAGCGCAACUCUUUCCACAUUUUUUUGAACAAAAAAGAAACUUCUUUCCGCAUUUUUUUGGAUCAAAUUUCUAGGUUUGAUUGAUCGUUAAUUUUUGGUCUCCAUUCUCUUUAGAUUGGGCCAUGCAUAUCUGGUCAGAAUUGAUGUAUUCCGAUAACGUGACGCCUCGGCCUCCUCAAGGUGGAGGCGAACCCUCAACCGACACAGACGAUGGAGAACCCACAAUAGACGACGACUUGAUUUCUCAACUUGAAAAACUCUCGAUGGACAGUGGCGACUGGAGGAGUCAAUCUCUUCCAAAUUCACGACAAGAGAUUACCUACAAGAUAUUUGAUACAUUGAAGAGUCAUCCUUCUGUAUCUGGUCACGAGGAAUUGCAAGAACUCUUGAAAAUGGCCGUGACGUUUGAGGAAAAUAUUUAUACUUCUUCCACAAGCCAGUGGGAGUAUCUACAAAAAGUUUCUCUAAGGAUGCUUAAAGUGGAUACCAUGAUUCAGAACACAGUGGAUAAUUCAUUACAACCAACUCCUGCGGGUAAUAGAAACUUCUGCAACAUGCUUUUUGACAUGGAGAGAAAAUGA